This is a messenger RNA of Anastrepha ludens (Mexican fruit fly), 9765 nucleotides long. RefSeq names its product serine-enriched protein (gene gprs). The record is from RefSeq and is a predicted model, not a curated record. The coding region runs from base 528 to 4484 and encodes 1318 amino acids. The transcript is spliced from 9 exons. Gene Ontology annotation, molecular function: protein binding. NCBI's taxonomy places the organism in Eukaryota, Metazoa, Arthropoda, Insecta, Diptera, Tephritidae.
UCGAAACGGUUGCUCUCGAAACACAAACGGUAGUUGUAAACGUGGCGAAAAUCCAAGAAAAAGUACCUGUACAUAUAGAAAAUAUUGAAUUUUUGCUCAUUGCCAAGUGAAAUUUUCAAUAGUUUCCAGUGAAUUUCAUUGAAAGUGCGAAUUUUUGCAACAUUUUGUGUUUGCUUGUUUGAUUUGGCAAGGCUUGAUUUGCUGCUUUUUUGCUAGAAAAAUUUUCUGUUCCACACAAGCACCACCAAUCGCUAAGAAAAGGACAAAAUCCAACCAACCUUAAGCGUAGGGAGUUGGUAGCAAAAAAUCGAAGCGAAAAAUCGAAACCGCGUACCCAGGCCAGCAAAAAAUACCAAAAAACAUAACAGAAAAAAAAACAAAGUAAAAAAGUAUAAAAGCUUAAUAAUUUGCUUGGCCAUCUGCAAGUCAAGGAUACUGCGCUGCUAGGAUAUUUUCUGAAAAGCUGCAGCUGCUUCAAAUUUAAUUUAUUCUUCUCACCCAGCGGUUGAAGCGAAAAAAAAACCCAAAUGCCCGAAGCUCUGACAUUACUCGGCAUGGCUGAUGCGGAGCCAGAUUUGUCAACGUUCGAGAAUAAGACCGGCUUGGCCGAGGAUAUGAAGUUUCUGGCAUCAAUGCCAGAGUUAUGCGAUGUGACGUUUUUAGUUGGAGAUACGCGCGAGCCGGUGUGUGCAGUGAAGGCCGUUUUGGCAUCACGUUCGCGCGUCUUCGCCAAAAUGCUCUACUCGGCGCCAUCGCCGCAACGCAAACGUGAAACAUCCACAAAAGAGAAUAAAUUGCGGCUCUUCCUCAAACGCUCAUCGGAGCCACUGUUGAAUCUACAAAAUGCGGCACAACAGAGGAGUGGUUUUACCCAACAAUUAGCUCCGAUACCCGAGCCGUCUGGACAACAACAUCAGACACUGAUUAUUGAGGAAUUCGAACCGGAUGUUUUCAGACAACUGAUAGAGUACAUUCACACCGGUUGUGUGACACUACAACCUAGGACACUUUUGGGUGUCAUGAACGCAGCUGAUUACUAUGGUUUGGAGGAGUUGCGACGCGCUUGUGCAGGUUUUGUGCAAUGUUGCAUCAAUGUGGACACUGUCUGUGCUCUGCUCGCCUCUGCUGAACGUUACAUCCAGUACAAGUGCACGAAGAGUUUGGUUCAAAAAGUUUUGGAGUUUGUAGACGAGCAUGGCAAUGAGGUUCUCAACCUGGGCAGCUUUACAUUGUUGCCGCAGCAUGUUGUGCGGCUAAUUUUAGCACGCGAAGAGUUGCGUGCUGAUGAGUUCACCAAGUUUCAGGCAGCGCUUAUGUGGAGCAAGAAGUAUUUUGAUAAUAAUCAGAACAUUGAUAUGAAAGAAAUAUUGGGUAAUUUUCUGGAUUACAUUCAGUUUCACAAGAUUCCAGCGAGUGUGUUGAUGCGUGAGAUCCAUCCGCUGGGUUUGGUGCCAUACUCGAUCAUCAUGAACGCCUUGGCCUAUCAGGCAGACCCAGAAAGCAUCGACCCCGGAAAGCUGUCUCCCAACUCUAGUCGAUUGAACGGUCCCUCCUCCUCCACCCACCAUUCAUCUUUACAUGGCCGCCAUAAGCACCAAUCAUUACCAAAAAUUCGCAAAGCCAAAUCUCAGAGUUUCCGCACCCGACGCAGUCCAUCUGAACGACGUAGCCCGAAUGCCGCACCAAUAUUUGGUCAACCGGCCAACCUAACCCUGAACACCGCCCAAUUGGCGACCACUGAUAAGAAACUUAGCCCACUUACACCAAAGAGUCCCUUACUACCACAACCUGAAUCCAAGAGUCCUGGCAGUGCUUCGCAAAAAACCCCGACAACUUUAUCUCGUCAGGGCACGCUUCGUGCGUCGAACCGGCGUAAGAACAGCAUGACGGGUUCCUUAGUAUUGGCACAAGGGCGCCGCAGUCCAGUGGGUUUCAGUGAUCGCAGCCCACAAGGGCGUCGCAGUCCGUUGUUAAUGUCCAGCGAUCGCCUCAAAUCACCAAAUGAAUUGCCAGUGCAACCCAUGUUUGGUAUGGCACUACAUAGUCCGACAGCUCGUAGUCCUACUGGCGGUGCACGUAGUCCAACGUUCAGCACGCACACACAGGAACGACGUUCGCCCAUCGGAGCCGCAGCACCCACAGAGUUUGGUCAACCACGUCGUAGCCCCACUUCAACAGUUCACGUGCAGGGCGCACAUUACGAUGAGGGAGAAAUGGAUGAAAGUGGUGGAAUGGGGUCAAGUGGUAGUAUAAAGCGCCCAUCAAUAAAUCUUUUCACACCCAUCUACUUUAGCGGGGACAAGCGCAGUCCAAUCACUGUUAUGCCCAUACCACCGAUAACAGUGUCAAACCCGACGGAGAGUGGUAGACUUGCUGAAAAGAUAGCUGAGUCUAAUGCAGCAGCAGAGGCAGCACGCGAGCUGGAGCGACAACGCGAAGAACAUGAAAAGCAGGAUGCUGCCAAAGAAGCGACACCAGAAAAGAAAGAGCGCACUAGCGUCAUGAAGGAGAUACUCGCUUUCGUGCGAAAACCAUCAAAACACAUUUCUACACGUACGAAUCGUUUUGCGAAUGCUUUCACACGUGCCGAGUCGGGCUCUUCAUCAGGACCGCUCAUUAGGCAGAGCACCUUUUCGGCCAGUCCGGCUGCUUCGUCGACGGCGGCCAAGAGUGCGGUGGUGAAGCAAAUGUCCGAAGUUGCAUUCGAACCGAAGAUGUCACUGAAAUUCGCACACUACGCAAAAAUGUCAUUGAAACUACGUCGAUCUGCCAACGACGAUAAGGCGAAGCAAGCAGCUUCUGCCAGCACUUCGAAGCGUGCAAGCGCCGACUCCAAUAUCAGCGGAGGCGGUUUGGAUCCACACGAUGCACAGGUAGGUCGCGCCAGUGGCAGUCUCGGCGGUGGUGCCGGCUCCGGACGUGCAUCACCGCUCGGCGAACUGCCAUUCGAGUUGGCGAAUGUGCACUUCGAAAAGGUUGGUGAGUCGUAUAUUAAGCACGAGAAGAUACACGAAGAGGAGUUCGUGGAUGAGGCCGGCACCACAACCGACACUAUCGUCACCAGCUUCGUAGAGGAGAUCACAAAUUCGCUUAAAGUAGUCUCGUUGUCAAAUGAGAACGCACAAAUAGCACAUCACUUUCAGCGUCGCUCGGAAAGUCGUGAGCCCAUUGAGCCGCGCAUAAGCGAAGAACGGGAAUCCGAUUCGAAUGAUCUUGUCAUUCCGGAGGAUUUCCGUACUGAACUUACCGAAAUUUUGAAAGCCUAUUCACCAGAACCAAUAUACGUGAAUUUGCAAGUGUUGCGCCGUGAAACCGAAGAAGCUGAGGCUGCUGCAGCACAAGCGCUCGCUAAAGCAGCAGAAGCAAGUAUAACUGCUGAAAAGUCACCAUUGCAAUGUCCGAUUAUUGAAUUCGAGCCGCCUUCACGGCGUUCUUCUUUCGAUCCACCACGUUCACCCUUUUUAGAGAACUUGCGUAGUCCUGGUGCUGACACCGACAAUGAUUUGAUAAAUUUACAGCGCCUCGAUUCUGGCGGUGACAGCUUUGAAAUGGUUGAGGGCGACCGUAAAUCCAGUCGCGCUGAAUCAAGUUUCGAGUAUCCCUAUUCUUCACGUGACACAAGUUUCGAUAUUUCACGUUAUCAAUCGACAAGUUACGAAGAUCAAACUUCGAGCUUUGAAAUCGUUGACAUGGAUGAUAAAAAGAAGUCCAAUGUCGACUUGCGUAAGUCUUCUAUCGAACUUGUCGAUGCGGAGACAUUUCAACGCACUGGCUACUCUUGCGGACGCAAAUCCUCGCUAGAAACACACUUUGACUACACGCCCUCCGAUGCGAGUGGCAUGACACCCGCGCGCUCACCUAACUUCCCAAUGAAUAAGAAACAAAAACCCGAGACCCUACGCGCUCUGCGCAUCUCACCCUUUAGUGCCUUCUCGCGUGCACGUAGCCCACUCUCCAAUCAAACCUCAUCGAACUACAGUUCGCGUGACAGUUACGACUCCAGUUCUUCCUACCCGCACUCCGCGCCCAUUCACCACGAACCGCAGCGCAGUCCCUUCGCCGAUCCGACGAAGAAACAUUUUCCGCUCACUAUCAAGCAACGCGAGGAAGAAGUGAAAACCUUUCUAUGCACUGAUCAGCGUUGCGCGUCGAUUUUUGAGCCACGUCCCAGUUCGGUGUUGACGCAACAGCUCUCAACCGGUUCGAUGUCCACACCGUCGGGUUAUGGCAAUGGUACACCCUGCGCGAUCGUGGGUGGCGCGGUGGGCGGUUUUUCAAGCGGUAGUGAAUUUGAACCGCCUUCACCGCGUCGUGCGGCCAGCGCUUCACCUAAACAUACUUUUACUUUUCGCAUCGUACUGAAGAAAGUCGAUAGCUCGCCGGAGGCUUUGUGUCCCGAACGACAUCGUAGUCGCAUAUUUGAUCGAUAUCGACGGAGGGAUAGUAGACGCAAGAGAAUACAUGACGCAGGAAAAAGCUUUUAAGGGGCGUUCGUUGAUGGGAAAAUAUUGUAGUAGGAAUACUCGUAGUAAUUUAGAAGAGGAAGUAUAUCAGAUAAAAGGAGAAUAGAAUAAGCAACUUAGGAAAAAUAAUUGAUUGUAAGAAAAUAUUUUCGAAAAUUUCUUCAAGACAUGUAAUCCCAAGCUAGAUAAUCAAACUACUAUAAAGACCUUCCCUUUGUACCAAGCAAAAUCAGCACUUUGAAAUUUUCCUUAGAAUAUCUUUAUCGAUUAAACCUCUCUGCCAAAAGUGGCCGACGAAGUAGUAUAGUUGUAUGAGGCUUCAUAGAAGGAUGUGGGUCAUUCGUCACACAAAAGAAUAGCUACAAAGAGGAGACAAAGGGUUGAGUGCCAAAAAAAACGUAUAUUGCAAGGAUGAUAGAUACCAGGCUUGCUACAUUUAACUCUUGCCAUUGACAUUGUAAGACAGUGGAUGCUCAAAAUCCUUAAGUAGUUUGUUCUUGAGCUAAGUUACCAAAUUCUUCACUUUUUGGACGGUUCUUAAUAUGUAAUUUUACAAAACAAAAAAAAAAAAGAAGUCCUUUAAUAUUUCACAUCUGUGAAGUAUUCCGGUAAUAAGCGCUAAACGUUUCAUUUUUGAUUCAAUUAAAAUUGUUCAUAUAAGUACGGAAAACUGCUAAUUGUUAAUUUUUUUUUUUUAUAAAAAAGCUUCUGACUUUCGUUUGUUUCCGCUCGCAGGCGGGGAAGAUUAGAGAUAUACAAAUGCUUCGCAGCCAAAUCAGCAUUCUUCUUUAACCACUUCAUUAAGAUACGGCAAAUAUGUUUGACUGCAUUUGUGUAUGGAAGCGAAACGAAAUUUUCAACAACAGCUUCAUCUUCCUCGUCAUGCAUGCACUUCUUUGAACAUUACGAGGAUUGCCUUUUAUAUUUUGCGCCCAAUAAUGAAAACACAGUGAAAUGAUAAUAAAAAUGGCUUUAUUGGUUUUCAAAAUAUUAUACUUGGAAAUCAAUACACUUCUGCAUUCGCUAGAACUAUGUAAUUUUCAAAGCCCUUUUGCAAGUCAACUGAAUGCCUUCAAAACGUUUAAAGGCUUCAACUGUUUCUUUAGACAUUGAGAAAGAAAUCACUAGGUGCCAAAUGAGGGCUGUAAGGCGGAUGACCCAUUAAUUCGGUUUUUGGGAUGUUCAAAUACUCUCUUGUGUGAGCCGAUACGUCAGAGCUCGCAUUAUCUUGCUGAAGGAUGACUCGUAUAUGGCGGUUGGUUUUCAUAAAUUCUUCGAAAAUUUCUAGCAAACAAAUGUUUUUGUACCACUCUGAAUGGACUGUUUUAAGUUUCUCUAGUGGUACAGUUGCACCAUGACCAAAUUUUCCGAAAAAACAGGCGCGCAUUUGCUUUGAGCUGCUUCUUCCGCGAGAAAAUAUGUUGUAUUAAGCUCGUCUUGAAACAAGCUAACUUCCGCUUGCUGUUCGGUUUGUUUUUCUUGCUCAUACGCAUAAGUCCAAGAUUCCUGCAUCAUUUCCACGUUUCUUUAAACCAAUCGAUACGAGUCCCUUAUUGUGGAAUUGUCAAAUUAUGCGGUAUACAACGAGAUCAAAUCUUCUUGGUGACCAAUGCAAUAUUGAAUGUUCAUGCGGGACGCCUUUAUCUCGCGAUAUGUGACAUGACGGCCUCGCGUUGUCGAUCGACACACAGCAUAGGCUCUUUCUGGCCCAGGACUCCCUUUUGAAUGAUCUUCACGAAAUUCGUACUGCAAGGAUUGACGUCCACGUUAGAACUCCAGCAUACCAGCGUUUCAUAGCAUUGGUUAAGUGUGGUGCUUCAGCGCCACAAGUCGUAGUAAGUUGCUUAAUGCACUCCUGCCUCGAUAAUCCUCGUCGAAAAUCGUAAUAAAUCAUAGCACGAAAUGUUUUACGAGUUUAUUCCAUCUUUGGGGCGAGAUGAAUUUUUCCACUCACUGAAACCAGAACAAAUAAAGCUCAUAAGUGAAAACUUUAUAUGUAAGUUUAUGUUAGAAAAUACCAAACUUAUCGGAAAUAAACUCGAAUUACAACUCAUGACACGUAGUGUUGCAAAAGCGCAAGAUAUAAAAGGAGCCCUCGUAUCUAUUGCUGCUACGAUUGUAAACAAAGUGGAAAUACAAAUUUAAAAAAGUUAUAGAAAACUUAAGCUAAAUCUUAAGAUUUUAGGAGGCGGAGGAGACAUGCAAGGAAAAAAUGUCUAGCGUUGUCUGGACAAUUUAGACUUCCCCUCUUACGAAAACUGAGCAUUCACUGUAAUCAUUUAAACUCACGCAAAGUUUUAAAUAUUAGUUUUUCGAAGUCAACUUUCAUGUUCUUUCUUUAUUUGAAAAAAAAAAUUACAUUUUUUGGCAAUACAGUACAACAAAAUUAAAAAAAAUCUUAAUCCCUGGCGUCUCAUAGUAUUUUUCUGGUAAUAAUUAUAAUAAUUUUCGCUUACAGCCUAUGUUGGUUGUGCGGCCGAGCUCUUCCUUCUAUUUGUGGCGUUGGUACUUGCAGUUUUAUGCCACCUCCGAACGACAGUUUUUUUUAUGAGAAGAUUUUUCGUGACAGAAAUACACUCGAAGGUUUGCCAUUGCCUGCCGAGGGGCGGCCGCUGUAAGAAAAAAACUUUUUCUUUCACUUGUUGUUUCAUGCUCGGAAUUUCGAAACCGGGCACUACCGACUAGUAGUCACGCACUUACCCAUUUGUCACUGCAGCCGCAUAAAAAGGCGAGAAUAAAAAGGCGCAUAUUUUAUCAAAUAUUUGUAUGUGUAAUUUUUUUUCCAUUUUAUGCCAACUGAAAGCGCGCAGUUCUUAUUUUAUACGAAAUUCACAGAUUUUAUGACAAAAGUCAUGCCUGAAAUCAUCCAGAACUAUUCAAAGAGUUACAUAAAAGUGUAUAAAUCUUAAUUUGAAAUAUUUCUCAGGUUUUAUGCUCUAAUUUGAGCUAUAGAACUUGGGAAUCCACCUAAUAGCUUUUGUUUUAUAAGUAAAAAUGUGAAAAUUUUUACAUGAGACUCCAGGUAUCAAUUUUUGAAGUGAAAUUACUUAGGCGUCGAUGGACGAGCGAGAAUGGAGAGUAAAAUUUUAAGGCCAUGCAACGUUUUGGGCAUUUUCGUUCCGCGAGAGGGAAAAAGAUAUGACGUAGAGGAAAAGGAGAGAGAGAGAGAGAGCUAUACCUUAUAUAUAUCUUAGAUACACUUUAGGCUACUUUUUCCCGAUUUUUUCCUUGUGGAUGCGAAUAUCUAGUGAGAAAUAACACUGCCUCCUUUUUGGCGUUUGUUUUUUGGUGCAAACUUGUAGGAAAUAUAUAUUUGGUGCCUACUUUUUGGCGUUAUAUUUCCUUGGUGCCUACUGGGCGUUGGGCGUUUUUUGGUCCCAAUUUUUUUGGCGUUUUUUUUGUGCCUACUUUUUGACGCUUAUUUCCGUUUCCUGGCUAGUGCUUGUGCGUACUUUAAAGUGCUAUCCAUUCCGGCUCGGAUUUAUUGGUAUUGCUUUGCGGUAAUUUGUGCCGUUGCUGCGGUCAAGGAAUCGCUGCGCUUGUGCGGGCGAUAAACGCUCGGAGUAGUGCGCUUUACCUACACUAGUCGACCCUUCUCCGUUUUUUGUAAAUUUUGUCUAUUUGUAUUCACUGCAAAUGAUGUGAACUUAUUUAGAUAUAUAUUCUUUCUCUCUCUCUCUCUCAUUAUAUCUGGGGUCUGUCCCCCUUUUUUGUCUGCCUUGAAAGUUUCACUUCUGUUAUGUGUACUAAGCGCAUUUUUUCUUUUUUUAAUUUUGCUGCACUGUGUAAUAAUUACGUUAGGAAUACGAAAAUGGUUGACAAGUUGCCAGAGGUUUUAAUUUUUGGUGUCUAAGAUAUGGUUGAAGUUGCAGAAAAGACCAGUCAGGGAGGCAGUAUUUCGUUGCAUUCCUCUUUGGCGAGGGGGAAUAUGAAGAGCUGAGGAUAGUAAUUAUUUUGAUUACUUCGGCUUUAAACAGAUUGAAAAAUGUACCGGAAUAAAUAAGUCACACAUUUAUGUAAGUGAGUGUAAAUACUUUUUUAACACAGUUUGACUUUACGAUUCUCAUUUCAAACUCUACAAAAAAUAAACAGCUUUCAAUCGAGAACUGCACAUUUUUUAUUUAAAAAAUAAAUACGAAAUAAUUAAAUAUACAAUUGUUGAGGAAAAUCAAUAAAUAAUGAAUUUUAUAAAAAUUUAUAAAUAAAUAAAUUUUUAUUUAAUAAAAAAUCCAACUGAAAUCGACCCACUGUUUCAACCUAGUCUUAUGAAAAAAAUUGCUAUGUAAGUAAUGAUGAACAAUAAUCUUCACAAAAACGAAUUCUCUAAAGUCUAACGGUACAACACUUGCAAUGCAACAUAAACCUUAAAUAAAUAUAAAAAAAAAAUAAAUAAAUAUAAAAAAAAAUAAAUAUAAAAAACACUAAUAAAUAUAAAUAAAAAAUAUUGUCAAACCUCUGUAAGAUUAAUUAAAACCUGCAUUUUUUCACCAUAUAUUUAAAAUAUACGGCCAGGCGCUGUAAUUCACUGCCAAGUGAAUUCGAUUGAAACUUUCUGGUAACUACAUCGAAAUCCACUCGCAAGUGCAUUACAGUACCUGCCCGUUUAAUCCAAAUUAAAUAAGCAAAACCACACAAAAAAUAAAUCUAGCGCAAGUUUUUUUUUGCCACUUCAGUAAAAAUGAGAUUAAUAAAAUAUUUACAAAUACAAAUAAACAAUACCAAAAUGUUUGCCACCUAAAAAAUAUGCAUAUUUACAACCAUUUAAAUAAAUAUAUUUCACUAGCGCAUUCGUGUUCAAGAACAUAUACAUACACACAUACGGAUAUGUAUAUUCUUGCAACAGACAAAAAUCACAAUAAUAAUAAUAAGAAGAAGAAUAAAACUUUGGACAAUCUAAAUGUUUCGUGUAGAUGAAGUGAGAUCAAAUAAAAUAUUUACAUGCUAUAUACUUUUCCAAAUAUGCAAUAAAUUUCAAAAUAUUUACAUGGAGUUUACCGGUGUAUACAUGAAAUGGUUCUGGUUCUUAGGCUGUUUCGAAAUGUUUCAAAAAUAAAAAAUACUACAAUAAUAAACAAAUUUAUAUAAAAUAGAAAAUAUUCACUAUGCACACCCAGAUACACACACACGAUUUGUCACAUUUAAAGCAACACCCACACAAAACCGACUUCAAUAACUGGAGCGUGAAAUAUUUACAAAUUGGCUGUUUAGCGGUAAUGGAAACUAAGAUAUAUUUGAAAAAGGCACUUAAAAAAAUGUCUAAUCGUAAAUCAAAAAAAAAAAAAAAAAAAAAAACAGGAAAUAA